Molecule: messenger RNA, 1607 nt
Organism: Erinaceus europaeus (western European hedgehog)
Lineage: Eukaryota; Metazoa; Chordata; Mammalia; Eulipotyphla; Erinaceidae
Product: multiple epidermal growth factor-like domains protein 11
Exons: 10
Cellular component (GO): membrane
Source: RefSeq, a predicted model, not a curated record
GCUGUGACAGCGACCACUGGGGGUCCCACUGCAGCAACCGCUGUCAGUGCCAGAACGGGGCGCUGUGCAACCCCAUCACGGGGGCCUGCGUGUGCGCCCCCGGCUUCCGCGGCUGGCGCUGCGAGGACCCGUGCCCGCCGGGGACGCAUGGCCACGGCUGCCAGCUGCUGUGCCAGUGCCGCCACGGAGCCGCCUGUGACCCCCGCACCGGGGAGUGCCGCUGUGCGCCCGGCUACACUGGCGUCUACUGCGAGGAGCUGUGCCCGCCCGGGAGCCAUGGGGCCCACUGUGAGCUGCGCUGCCCCUGUCAGAACGGAGGGACCUGCCACCACAUCACCGGGGAAUGCACCUGCCCCCCGGGCUGGACGGGAGCUGUGUGUGCCCAGCCCUGCCCAGCGGGGACCUUUGGCCAAAACUGCAGACGGGACUGUGCCUGCCACCACGGAGGACAGUGUGACCACGUGACCGGGCAGUGCCACUGCUCAGCUGGGUACAUGGGGGACAGGUGCCAAGAGGAGUGUCCUGUGGGGACCUUCGGCUUCCAGUGCUCCCAGCGCUGUGACUGUCACAACGGGGGCCAGUGCUUGGCCAGCACGGGCGUCUGCGAGUGUCCUCCGGGCUACCGGGGGCCCCACUGCCGGGACCGGCUGUGCCCCGAGGGUCUGCAUGGGCCUGGCUGCUCCGAGCCCUGCCUCUGCCACAGCACCCACACUGCCAGCUGCCACCCGGUCUCAGGAGCGUGCACCUGCCAGCCGGGCUGGAUGGGCCCCCACUGCAACCAGUCCUGCCCCCCUGGCUUCCACGGCCCCGGCUGCAGCCUGCCCUGUCCCUGCCAGAACGGGGCGGGCUGCCACAGUGUCACCGGAAGCUGCACCUGUGAGCCCGGCUUCAUGGGAGAGACCUGCGAGGUCCCCUGCCCGGCGGGCACCUUUGGGCCCAACUGCUCCUCCUUGUGUAGCUGCGACAACGGCGGCCGCUGCUCGCUGGUGGACGGAGCCUGCACCUGCCCUGCAGGCUGGCGCGGCCCCGCCUGCUCGCUGCCCUGCCCCCGCGGCUGGUGGGGCCCGGACUGCGCGCAGCUCUGCGCGUGCGCACACGGCACCUGUAGCCCCCGCGACGGCACCUGCGCCUGCGCGCCCGGCUGGACAGGGGUGUCCUGCGAGCUGCCCUGCCCGGCUGGCACGUUCGGGCUGAACUGCUCUGAGCUCUGUGACUGCAUCCAUGCCGACAGCUGCGACCCCAUCACGGGCCACUGCUGCUGCCUGGCUGGGUGGACAGGCACCCGCUGUGACAGCACGUGUCCCCCAGGCUUCUGGGGACCCAGCUGCACCGCCUCCUGCAGCUGUGAGAAUGGGGGCGUCUGCUCCCCCCAGGACGGCAGCUGCGAGUGUCUCCCUGGAUUCCGAGGGCCCCUGUGCCAGACACCCUGCCCCUCCGGGCUCUUCGGCCCCGGCUGCGCCCAGCCCUGCCCCCCCUGCCAGCAUGGCCGCGGUUCCUGCCACCACGUCACUGGCGUCUGCGUCUGCCUGCCCGGCUUCUCCGGAGCUCUCUGCGACCAAGGUACCGUCCCCACGUCCCCCACUGGCACCGCAGGGCACAAGGGGCAG